Messenger RNA from Magnolia sinica, 3708 nucleotides. Its product is annotated as receptor-like protein 19. NCBI's taxonomy places the organism in Eukaryota, Viridiplantae, Streptophyta, Magnoliopsida, Magnoliales, Magnoliaceae. Gene Ontology annotation, molecular function: protein binding. The record is from RefSeq and is a predicted model, not a curated record. The transcript has a single exon. Bases 1 to 3708 code for a protein of 1235 amino acids.
AUGGAUCUCCUCCACUCUCUUACUAAUAAAGCCUUUUCAUUUCUCUUAUUCUCUUCCCUCCUUUUCCUCUCUUCUCCUGUCUUUGCCACUGAAGACAACAGUAAUGCCUUUUCAACCAAAGAGCAAUGCAUUGAAGACCACUUCUCUGCUUUGCUCCACUUGAAACAGAGCUUUACUUUCUCUGCUGUGUACACCAUGACUACACUGUCCUCUUGGAAUCCUGGUAACAGGGAUUGCUGCUCCUGGGAAGGCAUCACGUGCGAUGGUGCCACUGGUCACGUGACCAGUCUCGACCUCAGCGAUCUCUGUAUCUUUGGUCGGAUUGAUUUUGUAAGCCUCUUUCGUCUUCAGAGCUUGCAGAGGCUCAACCUCGCUUACAAUGACUUUGAUCCCUCUCAAUUUCCUUCUGGGUUUGAACAUCUCACCAGUUUGACCCAUCUCAACCUCUCUUCUUUGCAAUUUUAUGGCCAAAUCCCGCUGGAAAUCUCCCGCUUGACCACUUUGGUGUCCCUCGAUCUAUCUUACAAUGAAUGUUACGAUGGUUUGUACUCUCUUAAAUUCGAAAACCCGAACAUUGGAGCAUUCGUCCAAAACCUAUCGAGUCUGAGAGAACUCCAUCUCGAUUCGGUAAUCAUCUCAGCGCAGGGUAGCGAGUGGGGCAUGGCCUUAUCCUCGACACUCCCUUUUCUCCACAAGUUGAGCUUGAGAGGCUGUGGUCUUUCAGGCCCCAUCCAUCCUUCCCUUUCCAAGCUCCGUUUCCUAUCUGAACUCGACCUCAGUCGAAACGAUCUGUCUUCAGCCAUACCCAAGAGUAUUUUCAGGCUGCCAAACCUACAAACCCUGGAUGUAGGAUACAAUCCACUUCUGACGGGUGAAAUCCCUCCAAACAAUACUCUCCGGGAGUUGUUCCUAUCCAACACUGGAUUUUGUAGCAACCUACGGGAUUCAUUCAGUAAUUCCAAACUGCUGACAAAGAUCCAGCUUAGAGAUUGCAAUCUAAAGGGCCAAUUUCCAUCAUGGCUUGUGAAGCUCGAGAAACUCAUGCAUUUGGAUCUUUCAAACAAUGGCUUCAGUGGACCAUUGCCAUCAUGGCUUAUGAAGCUCGAGAAACUCAUGCAUUUGGAUCUUUCAUACAAUGGCUUCAGUGGACCAUUGCCAUCAUGGCUUGUGACGCUCGAGAAACUCAUGCAUUUGGAUCUUUCAUACAAUGGUUUCAGCGGACCAUUGCCAUCAUGGCUUGUGAAGCUCGAGAAACUCAUGCAUUUGGAUCUUUCAAACAAUGGUUUCAGUGGACCAUUGCCAUCAUGUCUUGUGAAGCUCGAGAAACUCAUGCAUUUGGAUCUUUCAAACAAUAGUUUCAGCGGACCAUUGCCAUCCUCUCUUGCCAACCUCAGCAACCUCGCUCAUUUGGAUCUUUCAUUCAAUGGUUUCAGCGGACCACUGCCAUCAUGGCUUGUGAAGCUGGACAAACUCGUGGUUUUGUAUCUUUUAUGCAAUAAUUUCAGCGGUCCAAUCCCUUCUUCCUAUGGCAACAAGUUUCAAAAUCUUCAAUCGUUCAUGCUUGUCCAAAAUUCACUAAGUGGGACUAUUCCAUCAUCAUUGUUUUCACUCCCAUCACUACAAAUGUUGGAUCUCUCAUAUAAUCAAUUUAGUGGUCAACUUGACCAGUUCCAAUACAAAUCCUCUUCAGUGCUACAUAGUAUUGAUUUGUCCGAGAAUUCACUCAGUGGGACCAUUCCAUCAUCAUUGUUUUCACUCCCAUCAUUACAAACACUGCAUCUCCAAGAUAACCAAUUUAGUGGUCUUGGACAAUUCCGAUACACAUCCUCUUCAGUGCUACAGAGCAUUGAUUUGUCCAACAAUUCACUCCGUGGGACCAUUCCAUCAUCAUUGUUUUCACUCCCAUCAUUACAAAUGCUGUAUCUCCAAGAUAACCAAUUUAGUGGUCAGCUUGGCGAGUUCCAGAACACAUCCUCUUCACAAUUAGGGACGAUUUACUUGAGUAACAACAGCUUGCAAGGGCCUAUUCCAAGAUCCAUCUUUGCACUCAUUGAGCUUUCUGACCUCACGCUUUCAUCAAACAAUUUCAGCGGUGAUGUGGACCUUGGCUUAUUCCAAAACCGUAAGUACGUCUGGAACCUUGAUCUUUCAGAUAACCACCUCCUCUCAGUCGGCAAUAGCAGAAGCAAUGCAACCUCCGGAUCCUUCCCCAAAAUUCGACAAUUGAUAUUAAGAUCUUGCAACAUCAGCAAAUUUCCAGAUAUCUUGAGAAGCCAAGAGGAGAUGGAAUAUUUGGACCUUUCCAAUAACAAAAUCAAUGGUGAAAUACCCAAUUGGAUAUGGAAGGUUGGAAAUGGGGAUUUGAAUUAUUUGAAUCUUUCUCAUAAUGCUUUGGAGGGAUUAGUGCCACCAAUUCACAAUCUUUCCAUAAGCAAGUUGCAAUUCCUUGACCUAAGCUUUAAUAAGCUAGAGGGCUCAAUCCCAAUCCCUCCGCUUUCCAUCAGAUUCUAUUCACUUUCUAGCAAUAAUUUUAGUGGAGAAGUUCCGCUGCUAUUUUGCAAUGCUCGAAUAGAAGUCCUCAUUCUGUCUGACAACCGCUUCAAUGGUUCAAUUCCACCAUGUCUAGGCGAAAACAACAUUGGCCUCACUGUUUUGAAUCUUGGAGGAAAUGCAUUUCAAGGCAUCUUGCCUAAAACAUUCAAAGAGCAAUGUACUCUAGAGACACUUGAUCUUAGUCGAAAUCAGUUAGAAGGGCAUGUGCCAAGGUCUUUGGCCAAUUGCAAGAAACUGGAGGUGUUAAACCUUGGAAGCAAUCAAAUAAAUGACACAUUUCCUAUUCCAUUAGAAAAUUGGUCCCAAUUGCGUGUUCUCAUCUUAAGAUCCAACAAACUUGAUGGCACUGUUGGACAAUUCCUAACAACUCGCAACUCCCCACUAUUGCAAAUCAUUGACCUCUCUUCUAACAGCUUUACAGGUAGCUUGCCAUCAAAUAUGUUUAAGAGCUGGAAGGCAAUGAUGGAGGAGGGCAAAUCCCAAUCUCGGUUCCUUAGCAAAGGUUUUGGAGAUGGAUACUAUCAAGAUAAAGUGACCGUAGUGAGCAAAGGGCAAGAAAUGGAGCUAGUAAAGAUCCUUACUGCCUUUACCAUAGUGGAUUUCUCAAAUAACCAAUUUUAUGGGGAUAUCCCAAAAUCAAUUGGGGAUCUAAAGUCGCUGCAUGGGCUAAAUAUGUCCUUCAAUCAUCUCACAGGCCGAAUUCCAGCAUCAAUUGGGAAUAUAAAAGAUCUUGAGUCAUUAGAUCUCUCACGAAAUAAAUUGUCAGGUGAAAUUCCUCCAGAACUUACAAAAUUAACAUUCCUUGAGGUGUUGAAUCUUUCACAAAACCACCUUGUGGGUAGCAUACCGCAAAGCAAUCAGUUUUUUUCAUUCACAAAUGAAUCCUUUCAAGGAAACUUAGGAUUAUGUGGCCCUCCAAUAUCAAAGAAAUGUGGAAAUACCAAGGUUACACUACCAUCAACACAAUCGAAAAGCAAAUACGAUUGGAAAUCCAUGUGCAUUGGGUUUGGAGUUGGAUACGGCGUGGGAAUGGGAAUUCUUUUCUGGACUCUAGCACUUUGGACAAAGGGAAAGAGAGAAUACAUUAUGUUUAUUGAUAAAAUGCUUUUGUUAAUAUUUCCAUGUAAGGCAUUUAGUCUAAUGCAUCGAUACUAA